Messenger RNA from Drosophila gunungcola (fruit fly), 625 nucleotides. RefSeq lists its product as uncharacterized. The record is from RefSeq and is a predicted model, not a curated record. The transcript has 2 exons. The coding region runs from base 55 to 393 and encodes 112 amino acids. NCBI's taxonomy places the organism in Eukaryota, Metazoa, Arthropoda, Insecta, Diptera, Drosophilidae.
GCAUUCAAUUCAGUCAGUUAUCAAUCUCUUUUUGCUGCGAAAAGUACGAGCGAAAUGACCUCGGAAAGCAAAAUGAUUCUGCUAAUCCUCAUCGGUUGUUUGAUCAUGCAGACAAUCAACGCCCUGCCCUUCGAUAGAUUCAGCCGGGAGGAUGAUGAACGGCUCAACGAGAUCAGCGGAGAGUGGUUCAAAAAGCCCAUCCUCAGGUUGGAUCGUCUUUUUAACAGCGGGGAAUCGCCGGCGGGAAGUCGGAAAGAGGUGGUCAGAUCCAGUAGAAGCGAUAAGGGUGAAACCACGGAAAGCUCCAAGCACGCCCACUCCAUGAUCACCUCCAUGCUCGGCUUUGUCAGCAGUGUCAUCAACCUUGGCAGAUCCUUGGUAAGGGAUCAGUAAAACGUAGUCUAUUGCCGCUGGCCAUAGAGUUUAUAAGAGAAGUCUCAUGAUUUCGUUUGCCAAAUUUUGUAGUUGUAAUUAAAGAUAAAAGAUGCAGUAUUAAACAUCCUAUAGGAAUUGAAUCUGCGUCCUAGCCAAGACUUAUUUUAUUUAUUUCGAGUAUAUUUAAUGAAUAAAAACCAAAAAGCGACAAAUUUGUCUGUCCUUUAAUUCAUUUUAUUUACUUUUUUUU